Molecule: messenger RNA, 3653 nt
Organism: Symsagittifera roscoffensis
Lineage: Eukaryota; Metazoa; Xenacoelomorpha; Acoela; Convolutidae
Product: protein prickle-like
Exons: 7
Coding region: 40-2508 (822 amino acids)
Biological process (GO): neuron differentiation; regulation of transcription by RNA polymerase II
Cellular component (GO): nucleus
Molecular function (GO): RNA polymerase II transcription regulatory region sequence-specific DNA binding; DNA-binding transcription factor activity, RNA polymerase II-specific
Source: RefSeq, a predicted model, not a curated record
GUUUCAGAUUCAGUUAGUUGUCAGGAAGUUUUCGAGUUCAUGAAGUUCAUUUCGACUACUGCUGGCAGUGGCAAUAACAGUUGCUCAGACGUACCAAUUCCAGCUGGGGCGACUGAUAAAAGGGACAAAUUCACGCCCAUUUGUGCAAGGUGUUCACAUGACAUAACAGACGAAUCAUAUACGAAAACCCUCGAUAGAUGUUGGCACAACUCGUGCUUCGUCUGCUGCGCAUGCAACAACAAAUUGGGACCGAAGUGCUAUAGCCGAGACGGUUUCGUGUUUUGUCAGAUGGAUUUUCGAACGCAAGCGUGGACAUUAUGUAGUGGUUGUAAUAAAUCUAUUACACCAGACGAACUUGUCCAACGCAUUCACGAUUAUAUUUUCCACGUCUCAUGUCUAACGUGCUCAGAAUGCAAGGCUCACCUUCAAACAGGUGACAAGAUCUUCAUCGUUCAUGGCUACCCUUGCAAAGUAUAUUGUCACAAUGACUACAAACAACACGUUAUCGCACGUAAUCAAAACGAAAGUGCCAAAGUCAUGCCUGCUGGUGGUCAAUGGGUUAACACUGCCCAACAGCAGGCGUACAACCAGUCCUUUUCUCACAGACCACCAAAUCCAGAUUAUAUCUCCUCACCAUCCAACCAGGAAAGCAGAGGUGUUUUCCGACCAACCCCUCUACCUGCUACUUCCAAAUCUCAUCCCCAGAUGACUGUUGGUCCUCCAGCAUCGCAAGCUAUUCAACCCUCUAACUUAGCAGGGACCAUGCCUAGCAACAGUUACCCUUGUCAGCCUAUUGCACAGCAUCCUCCCAACUACAAACAGGAGGCGACUGCAAAACAACUUGCAUCGCAGCAGGAUCCGCAACAGUUCAAACAGAACGGGCAUGUACCAAACCCUAAUCAUAGGUUUAAAGACGAACAAAUGCAUAGUCCAUCAUCUCAAACCGCUAUACAAGCCAAUUUCGUGACUGGAUACACUGAUAACACAGCACCACCACAUCAGCAACCAAAUACUACUCAACAGCAGCUCCCAAUGCCUGUACAUGGUCAUAAUGGAGUAGGACACAAUACCACGUACUUUCAGGGGCAGAGCAUGCAGCAGAGUCCAGCACAAAGCUCAGAUAGCAACAGCAUUGACAUGAUGGACUAUCGCCAGUCGAAUCCUGCCAACCAGCCGCCCCCUCCCCCAAACCGAGGACCACCAGGGGUGCUCAACUCCAGCAGUGCAUUCAGCCCAUGUCCCCCAGCCUCAAUAGUUAUCCAGCGACAGGGAGGGGGUUUCGCACCCCCACAAACUCAACACUAUCCAAACGGACUAGCGGCUCACCCUAAAAUGGUGGCCCAUAUUGCAUUAGAUGACGAAAAGUCCAGUGACAAUGUAUCUGUAUCAAGCGAGAAUGACCUGCAAUGUUCGCCGAAAUCUGGUGCGUCUAUGGGGUCCAGUACCAGCGGAGGAACCAGCUCCAACCCAAACUCCGUCUCCUCGGCUGGAACCGCCAACACGCCUCCCGCGGCGGGAUCCUUCUCUGCCAGUGGCACUGGGACUCCGGUGUCCAACAAGAGGGGUCCAGGGAACCAUUUGAAAGGGCCACAGGCAGAUUACCUGAGGUCGUAUUAUUUGACUAAUCAGAAGCCUUCAAAGGAGGAGAGAGACGCAAUUGCAGCCGAGAUAGGAGUGGAAGCAAAAACAAUCGCUACCUGGUUCCAAAACAGACGCUCGAAAGAGAAAAUCAGGCGGGAAAAGGCGGCAGCUGCUGCGGCCAGUGCAGGAGUCGAACUCGCGUCAGAAAACAGCCAGUCUUCGUCAAUUGCACACAGUCCAAGUGCCAGCUCAGACACGAACCAACCAGCGUCAAGUAUGGCACCUAGCGCCCCCGUUUUGACCCAAGAAUCUCUGUCUCAAUCUAUGGCAAUUAGUGGCCAUAAUUUACAAGCCAUACAAGAGCAUGACCCAACAUCACCCGCCGCAUCGAAUCUUUCUGAAAGUAGCGGCUACGCCAGUUACGUAAUCAAAGAUACAAAUCAGCCAAUCACAAGUGACUAUAACAUGAAUGCACCUAAUCCUCCUCAAGAUUCCGAUGCAUUUCACCAAUCAAAUUUCGGUUUCGUAAAAAUGGAAAACAACCAGCAAUACACGAUAAAUCAGCAGGCUAACUUCGACCCGAAUGGAAGACAAGUAAAUGGUCAAGCUGCGGGUUUUCCUGCAACCGAGUAUUACGUAACUGAUGAUGUAACAAAUGUUGCGCAACAGUACAAUGCACAAAUUGUUAUGCAAUCGGCGGGUGAAAGAUCAAAUACGAACGAAGCUUACCCGUCAGUGCAAUCAGAGCAAUUCAAGAAUUUCCAGCCUCAAAACCACCAAAUCGGUAUAAAUUUACCAGGAAGCGCACAGUCUCCUGGUCAGUUUGCCCCUGGAGCUCCGGUGCAACCUCAAAUCCAAACGUCAGCACAACAGAGUAUAAACUUAAACAUGGGUCAAGCUUCCACGAAUUUUGUCUCUGCGCAAUAAAAAAAAUCUGAAGUAUUUUUAGCACUUAUUUCGUUCAAAACCUUUUCACGCUUUAGAAGCGAACUACCGUGAAAUGAUCUCGCCCAAAACUGAUAACUUUGAUUAAUUUGCAUUCAUUCUCUGCCCGUUUGAAAAGUGCUUUAGUUAUUUUUCUUUCUAGCCAGUUUAGGUCAUCGCACGUUUAAUCUUUCUAUUUUUUUCCCAAUGGCACUAGAUGUUCUGCUUAAAUUAUUGUUUUUGUUUUCUGUCGGGGCGCAAACUUAUAUGAUCAAAUUCCUUAAAAAUUAAUGUACUAUUGUACUUGACACUUCUAUUCAAUCUCAAAACACCUUUGCAGUUUUGAUGUAAAACGAGUCGUAUGUUCAUAGCUCUAUUUCCUUACUGACAAUUUCCGAUUUAGCUUAUUAAUUUCUCAACAAAUUUCUUGUAAAAUUAUUUCAGUUUGAAGCCUGUUUUGUUUUUAGCUUCGGUUUCGAUAUUUAUAUUUCUGCAAUCAAGUGCUAAAGUAGACAAAUUGGGUUGGGAGCAAAAGUGCCAAGCGCAAGGGGAGGAGCUCGCUAUUGAUAUAUGACAUCCAUUUUGGUCGACCAGCCAUUAAAAUUUUUAUAAAGCCGCUAUUGCGGCCAAUGUUCACAAAGUUUUAGGUAGAUUAUCGCCCCAGAGUACGCAAUUUUAAAAGUUUUUUCAAAAGAAGUGAUUCGACAAAUUCCCACAAAUGAUUGUCAAUCAAAUGGGUUUUUUACCUCUGUUUUCAUUUUUGCACUUGCGAAAGCAAGUGUCUUGUAUGAGGCUGCGAUUGAGAAUUUGGGCGGAAUGAGUGAGCGAUCUCAAUUGGCUCCCAAUGUCCAUCAACUAUUCAGCAUGAAUGCGUUUCUUAUUGUCCUGCAAAUGAAGUGAAGAAUGAAAUAGUGCGAUGCGUGCAUUGAUUUGUUGAUUUAUUUCCCUGUAUUUUGUACCAUUUCACUGUGUAUUAAAAGUUGCGUAAAUAAAAUAGACUAUUUUCAAACGCUUUUGACCUCAAUAAGAUCUAAUUGGGUAGCCUACAUUUCAGCUUGACAUAAAGUUCUCUGUUUUUGUAAAUACAUCGUAAUAAAUUCAAAUUAAGUGCCAAAAUGUCAGUAACAUGAUUUGAUUUUUGGUUUUUA